Zea mays is the source of this 2065-nucleotide messenger RNA. RefSeq names its product ubiquitin-protein ligase. The record is from RefSeq and is a predicted model, not a curated record. Lineage: Eukaryota; Viridiplantae; Streptophyta; Magnoliopsida; Poales; Poaceae. The coding region runs from base 811 to 1809 and encodes 332 amino acids. Gene Ontology annotation, molecular function: protein binding. The transcript is spliced from 3 exons.
GGGGCAGCUGCAUCCACAGCGCGCCCCUCGUUUUUUUUUUCCCUUCUCGAGGACGAGGACACACGCACACACGGAAGAAGCCACUAGCUCUCCGCAGUCCGCUCUCGCCUCUCGGCCUUCUCCUUGUGCCGCCGAACACCCUCACAAGAGUCGGCCUCUCGAUUUCUCAGUCCAGCCUCAGCAGUCCCCUUCCCUCCCUCCAUCAGGUGUUGCCUCCCGCAGAUCCAAAUCGGAAUUCGGUCCUUCGUCCCCAAACCACCAAUCCGGUAAAUAUAUAUGCGCUCCCUCACUCCCUCCCCCCAGAGUUUCUUGCGCCGUUCUCUCUCGCGCAAAUUAUUAUGCCGGGAAAGAUUAUAUUCUUCCCCUUUAGCUUUGAGCCCGAAAGGCCGAAGCUUUCGCGUUCUUCCCCACAGAUAUCUGGAGCCGUAGCUUCUGUUUGGUAUGGCCGUGGGUUGAAAUAAAUAGUAGUGUGCGGGACGCCCACCAAUUGGCACGCUGCGCUUUCCAUCCCUGCAGCUGCAAGAUGCCUUCUUUUUAGAUCUGUGCUGCCGUGCCUUCCUCUUCAUGGUACCCUGUGGUUGGAGUCGGUAUUAGCGUUUAAUGAAGCUACUUUUUCCUCCCUUGCCUUUUGGAUGAUGCUUAGUACUACUACGUCUUAUCAGCUAUCAAUCCUCCUCUCGCGUGCUUCUUGGAUAGGUUGCAUUCUUUGGGUUUGCUCACAGCGCACACAAAGCCAUUUUACUGCUGGGAAUGGUGGCUGGCACUAUUAGCGUCUCCGGCUCUUGAGUGAUCUCCAAGGGAAGUGAAGUGAUGGGGGAGUGCGAGGACGGCAAGGAGUACAGGUGCUGGGAGGAGCUGCUGCCGGACGCGCUGGGCCUCAUCUUCCGCAACCUGCCGCUGCAGGAGGUGCUCACCGUCCUGCCGCGGGUGUGCAAGUCCUGGGGGCGGGUGGUGGCCGGCCCCUACUGCUGGCAGGAGAUCGACAUCGAGGAGUGGAGCCAGCAGCAGGGCAAGCCGGAGCAGAUCGCCCGCAUGGUCGAGCUACUCGUGGGCCGCAGCGCCGGCUCGUGCCGCCGGAUCAGCGUCUCCGGCCUGCCCUGCGAUCCGCGCUUCUCCUUCAUCGGAGACAACGCACGAGCUCUCCGGACCUUGGAGAUCCCCAGGAGCGAGAUCAGCGACUCCAUGGUGGAAUCCGUGGCGCCGCGGCUGCCGAACGUCACUUUCCUCGACAUCAGCAGCUGCACGAAGAUGGGGGCCCGCGGCCUGGAGGCGUUCGGCAAGCACUGCAAGUCCCUGGCGGGGCUGCGGCGGGUGAUGCACCCGAUCGACCUGGCGGACAGGGCGUGCCAGCACGACGAGGCGCACGCCAUCGCGUGCAGCAUGCCCAGGCUGCGGCACCUGGAGAUGGGGUACAUGCUGGUGGCGACGGAGGCGGUGGCGGAGAUCCUGGGGCGGUGCCGCGAGCUCAGGUUCCUGGACCUGCGCGGCUGCUGGGCGGUGGACGACAAGCUCCUGCCGCGCGACCGCCACCCGGGGCUGCGCGUCCUGGGACCCCGCGUCGACGACUGCUACGAGAACAGCUACUGGGAGGAGUGCUCCGACGACUACUCGGACGACUCCUCCAUCUACUCGUGGGAGCUCAUGGACGACGUCGACGACGACUACGACUACGCCGCCGGCAGCGACGACGACGACGACGAGGCCGUCUGGGACGACGACGGCCAGGGCCUGGAGAACCUGGAGGUCAGGUUCUACGGCGGUGGCUUCGGCGAGACCUUCGCCGGCUUCGACUGGCCGCCGUCGCCGUGACAUGACACCUGCUGCCUGCGCUUGCGUUGCUUGCGUGGGUGGGUGAGCCUUUGUGUGUUGUCCCCAAGCUUUGGAAGCUUGCUGUGCUGCUGUAGUACUGUGCCUGCGACAUCACUCGAUCUUCCUCUACCUCGCAGAUAUGCCAUAUGUGAAGCGAACUGCUAGUGGUGCAAUCUAAAAUGUAGACGCUGGUGUUUACAUGAAGCAAUCCCCAUCAGCAUGCACCGGUGAGAUUCCACCGGUGCCAAUCCCCAUC